Molecule: messenger RNA, 2049 nt
Organism: Colletotrichum higginsianum IMI 349063
Lineage: Eukaryota; Fungi; Ascomycota; Sordariomycetes; Glomerellales; Glomerellaceae
Exons: 1
Coding region: 1-2049 (682 amino acids)
Source: RefSeq, a predicted model, not a curated record
AUGACGGGCCACGACUAUUCUCACGUCGUCGGCGCUCCCGCCGAGGACAUCCAGCUUGUCUCUUCCAAGGACCCCCAUUCAGAUGUCACCACCACCGACGUCACGCCCGAUACACCUCUCUCGACCCCACGAAGCCGGCACUUGGCACGGACGCUUGUUCUUCUGCUCGUUCCCCUCGGGAUAACAGGCUAUUACUUUUGGAUAUGGCUGUACUUGCUCUCCCGCGACCUCGACGAGGCGGUCAAGUACGGAUCAGCCAACGAAUCGUGGGUGUUCUGGUCCUGGUUCAUCGUCGGUGUGUUCGCCUUGGAUUGGGCGGCGCACGGCCUCGUCGGAGUCGAGGUCGCUAUGCUGGAGACUUCCUUCUGGCGAGCUCCUCAUCUCAUCGGGCUCUUGGACCACAGCGAAGGAACCUGGGGCGGCCCGGGCGGCUGGGUCAAGUGCCUCACGAAGCUCUUCAAGGAACGGAACAUGGCGGCCAUCGGCGGCUGGUAUACUUCCCUGAACACCUACAGGCUCUGGUACCUCCUCGCCUUCCUCACGCUCUCGUUGUACGUCGGGAUGCCCCUCUCUGGUAUCACCAUGGAGCUUUCCGACGGCUACGUUCCUCUGGAUGAGGCUCCAAUGGUCGUUGGCCGCAACUCGACAGACUUCCAUGCCAGAUAUUUCUCGUCGACCAGCGGCUCAAGCAUUUACAAGGGGUCGGAGACUGCGUGGCAAGUGGGAUCGCCUGCCACGCUGCCUGGCAUCAGCAUCAUAUACACGCCGGAACAUGUCAACCGCAAGGACCACGACGUCCUGGCCCAGAUCCCCAACAACUUGCCGACCGACCCCGAAGUCCCCGAGAUGUUUCUCGUCCCCCAGGCGAGCGUCCCCAUUUCCGGCACGUCCUGGGGCAUGCGCGCCGGGUUCAACUGCUCUGUUGUUGAGGAUGUUUCCGAGUUCACCAUCAUCGGUCAUAACACGACUGGUCUUUGCGGCGGUGGUCCGAUCAAAAUCUGCCCCCGCGCCAACAUGGUGGACAAGGCGAGCAACAUAUGGUCGUACAUGGAAGUCGGCUCCAGGAUGCCAAUGGUCGGACCCCCGCAAGUGUACUCUCCGACAUACGACAACACCGCUCCCGAUCCGUUCGGGUCCGGCAACGAUUCCCAGCCUGACGUGUUCGAGUUCGCCCUCUGGCAGGUGCGCGUGAACGCUUCCUACGCCGAAAUCGAAAACUUCAACAACACCGUCGGCCCGACCGUCAAGGGCCUCGACUCCCCCUUCAUGAAGGCGGACAACGGCUCAUGGGUCGCCAAUGCGACCUUUUUCGACCAGAAGACCUUCACCGCGAGGUCCAAGGCGAAGAACGACGUCUGGCAAAGGCUCAUCAUCCAGGGACGCCAGACCAUCGAGGUGGCCGCUCCCAUCGGCGUCCGGUGCGUGGUCAGAUCAGCGCUCGGUUCGGCCUCGCUCGAUCCCGCGACCUCGACAUUCUCAAACUUCAAGGUUGAAUACCCCACGAUGUUUAGCGACCCGCAGGUGAAGGCGCCCUCGCCCGUCGGCCGACUGGGCACCCGGGUGGAGAAGUUCAUGCCCGAGUCCGGCGUGAACGACAUCUUCACCUCCAUCAACACCCGGGCCACGAAAUCCGAGUCCAACUCGAUCAGCCUGACAAAGUUUGUGAGCUCGUCGGAGCUGCGCAAGUCGAUUUCGAUGGGGUACGUGAAAGAGGCCCUGGAUCUGAUGUACGAUGGCCAGUACGGGUUCGAGGGCAGCUGGGAGCACGCGGGCUUGACUUCUUCCAGGAAGGGCAAGAUCCUGACGACGGGCGACCUCUCGCCCCUGUCGGCCGUGAUCCCUUUUGCGAUAUGGACCCUCGGAUCCUUGAUACUCGGAAUCGUGUACGGGUUCCGGCGCAGGGUGGCGGACUCCUUGAGCGGCUUCAGCGUUUUCCGGCUCGGUGUUCGCUCGGCUGAUAGGCUGGGAGAUUCGGGGCUCCUGGAGGCGAAGGAGGCCGAGGAUGUUGGCAAGCUGUGGCGUUUGCCAGGUUCGCUGGAUAAGAUUUAG